AUGGCUAACAACCAUAAUGCCUUAGCUUAUGCUAUUCGACUAAUGACAAAGAAAUUGACCCAAGUAAGAGCUGAGCAUCCCGAUCCUGUUGGGGACAUGUUUGAAAGAUUAGCUAAUAUUAAGCCGCCAUACUUUAAGGGGAAAACUGAUCCUACCCUCUUAGAGAGUUGGAUAAGGGAGUUUGAAAAUAUUUUCGGGACUGUGAAUUGUUCUGAGGGUAUGAAAGUAGGUCAAGUUGUACUGUAUCUAAAAGAUGAGGCUGACUUAUGGUGGAAAGAGAAUGGGAAAGCUCGGGAGUUCAUAAACCUUAGGAUGAGGAGCAUGACCAUCUCUGAGUAUUAUAGCAAGUUCAUAACAUUGUCUGGGUUUGCACCUGAGGUAGUAGCCACUGAAGAGCUACAGGCUCAAAGAUUUGAGCAAGACAUCCAUAUUUAUGAUCUUCAAUCGAGACGUGACAAGAAGAACAGGAAUGGGAAUGAAAAUUUCCAAGGGAGAAAUGUUCAGGACUAUAACAAUAAGGGCCAGUUCGAAAGGACUUACAACCAUAAGAAGUGCAACAAGAUCCACCCUGAUAGAGACUGUAAGAGGGACCUAGUAACAUGUAAUUACUGCCAAAGGAAGGGGCAUAGGGGGUAUGAGUGCUUCACCAAGCAGAGGAAAGAGUUGAAUGGUAAUGGGAGUGGUAAUCAGGGAAAUUAUGGGUUCAACCAAUUGGGAAAUCAAGGUUCAAAACCUAUAGGGUCACAGAACAACCAAGGAAGCUAUAGUAAGCCAACUAGUGAGAGCAACAACAACCAGAAUAAGACUCCAAGUAAAGUGUUUGUGAUGAGUCACAAUGAAGCUGAACGAUUUGCCAACGUAGUUUCUGGUACUUUCUCUAUUAACUCUGUCAUCGUUAAAGCGUUAUUUGAUUCUAGGGCGUCUUAUUCGUUUAUUUCGUCAUCUGUUAUUAAAAGUCCGGGAUUGGCAGAUUCUGAAGAAUUAGCCUACCUAUUAGUAUAUUUACUGGAGAAGUCAUAA
Messenger RNA from Beta vulgaris subsp. vulgaris (sugar beet), 1020 nucleotides. RefSeq lists its product as uncharacterized. The transcript has 3 exons. Lineage: Eukaryota; Viridiplantae; Streptophyta; Magnoliopsida; Caryophyllales; Amaranthaceae. The coding region runs from base 1 to 1020 and encodes 339 amino acids. The record is from RefSeq and is a predicted model, not a curated record.